UGCUCCAUUUAACAAUUUUGCCCUGGCCACUUAACUCAGUGGUAAGUGUUUUCCAUGGUUGAAGUGUGUCCGUAAUUCAUUUCCAAGGUAACACACUGAAAUCGUUUUGGCAUGGAAACCGCUGAGCCUUUAGGUGCACCUGUUGACAGCUCGGCUGCACCAGGGGCAGAAAUGACUCGUCUUUCCUGGAACUAGUUUUUGGUUGAGUUAAGAUAUCGAGAGAGACAAGAAGGCCAGCUGCUUACUCGGGGUUUACCUAUUAUAUUUCUCAGUAUUUUUUUUUUUACUGUAAAGUAGAUUACUUUAUCACUUAAAAGAAGAUUUGGAUGCGAUUGAAAAAAAAAAGUAUUUUGCUAGUAAGUGACAGUUGGAGCUACCAGUGCGCCGACGCGGAUGAUGACUGGACCUGUUAACUGGAUGAAUGAGGUUGUUUUUUUACAUAAUAUAUCUGCAAGAAUGAAGAUGGAGCCUUAGUUCUUAUCCUGCUUCAGUGUCUGCAACAAUGAAUAUAAAUCCUUAGGCUACUGAUGACCCUUCCGCCUGCUUCCUUAAAGGUCUGAUUUCACUGUUUAGCUGUCGGGCCUUCAAAACACUGCGGAUAUGUAAAAAUACCUAUGACACAUGAUGUAGAUCAUAUCCACUGCUGGGAAGCUUCCCAUAAAGGGGAUGACAUUUUCUUCACACUUGAUGCGCGGAGUUGUUAAAACACAUUAACAGCUGAGACUUGGGAAUCUCGAGAGCUCCUGGGAAGAACGAGUGAACUUCCACUGCAGAGCACUGAUGGUCGGCCGGACACUCAGGAUUUAAUCCUCGUCGGGAUACGAUGGAUAAGGUAGAGCAGAUCCUGUCAGAGUUCAGGCUGAAUAAGGAAGAGCUAAAAGAAGUCAUGGAGAGGAUGCAGCGUGAGAUGGAUCGAGGACUGCGUAUAGAGACGCACGAAGAGGCCAGCGUCAAAAUGCUUCCGACUUAUGUCUGCUCCACCCCCGAGGGAUCAGAGGUGGGCGACUUCCUGGCCCUUGAUCUGGGGGGGACAAACUUCCGUGUGAUGCUGGUGAAGGUGGGUGAAGAUGAGGAGAGGAGCUGGAAGGUGGAGACCAAGAACCAGAUGUACUCUAUUCCUGAAGAUGCCAUGACGGGCACUGCAGAAAUGCUGUUCGACUACAUAGCAGAGUGUAUGUCUGACUUUUUGGACAGACAUCAUAUCAAGCACAAGAAGCUUCCUCUCGGUUUCACCUUCUCCUUUCCUGUACGACAUGAGGACAUUGACAAGGGUAUUCUGCUUAACUGGACCAAGGGCUUCAAGGCGUCGGGGGCAGAAGGGAACAAUGUUGUGGGAUUACUCAGAGACGCGAUCAAGAGACGAGGGGACUUCGAGAUGGAUGUGGUUGCCAUGGUGAACGACACAGUAGCCACCAUGAUCUCCUGCUAUUAUGAAGAUCGCAGCUGUGAAGUCGGGAUGAUUGUCGGCACUGGUUGCAAUGCGUGUUACAUGGAGGAGAUGAGGACCGUGGAGCUGGUAGAAGGCGAGGAGGGCCGGAUGUGUGUGAACACAGAGUGGGGGGCGUUCGGAGACAACGGGGAGCUGGAGGAGUUCAGGCUGGAGUAUGACAGAGUGGUGGACGAGACCUCGAUUAACCCCGGACAUCAGCUUUAUGAGAAGCUGAUCAGCGGGAAGUAUAUGGGUGAGUUGGUCCGGCUCGUCCUGGUGAAGCUGGUGAAUGAAGACCUGCUGUUUAAUGGUGAAGCCUCUGAGCAGCUGAAGACUCGUGGCAGCUUUGAGACGCGCUACGUCUCACAGGUGGAGAGUGACUCCGGGGACAGAAAACAAAUCUACAACAUCCUGUCCUCACUGGGUGUUCUGCCAUCAGAGCUGGACUGUGACAUUGUACGCCUGGUCUGUGAGAGUGUCUCCACACGCUCUGCUCACAUGUGCGGUGCAGGGCUCGCUGGCGUGAUCAACCUGAUGCGGGAGCGACGCAGCCAGGAGGCCCUGGCAAUCACGGUGGGGGUCGACGGAUCAGUCUACAAGCUGCACCCAUGUUUCCGUGACAGGUUCCACAAGAUCGUCAGAGACCUCACGCCUCACUGUGAGAUCACUUUCAUCCAGUCGGAGGAGGGGAGCGGCCGCGGAGCUGCUCUGAUCUCAGCAGUGGCCUGUAAGAUGGCUGCUUGCAUGCUGACACAGUAAAGGGAGCCGUGCAAUGAGCAAGCCUGAACUCUGAGUUUGAGAACAUGUCAUCCCGGUUGGCAGCUCUGGCCUUUUCAGGCAAAGUGGAUACGUGUCACUGGAAGAUGUACAGAAAAGAAAGCAGCAAACAACUUGUAUUAUUGUUAUUCUACUGUAUUUGGUAGAAUUAGACCAACUUGUAACAAUGUCAGUGUGUCUGAACUGGUUUGAAUUGGUUUACUGUGACAGACUGGGCCAUUUAAAGAAUGGCUGGCAUAUUAUUGAUGACAGUGUGUGUGUUAUAAUAUCAGUGCAAACUGGUUGAUGUACAGGGUUAGGGUCACAUUGGAUUGUUUUUGUAAAUGCUGUUGUAAACUACAUUAUAUUCAUUGCUUUGCUGUGUUGUCACUUCUGUUUGUUCUACUGUAUAUUUGAAAUUUUACGUUUACAUCCUUAUGUGUGUUAGCCAGUAGGUUAUGGUUUUUCAUGAGUGCGUGACGAAAUGUGAUGGAGGUAAAUAAGCUGUAAAUAAAACUGCUCAAUUAAAGGUCCCAUAUUGUAAGAAA
This is a messenger RNA of Acanthopagrus latus (yellowfin seabream), 2733 nucleotides long. It is a transcript of the gene gck, whose product is annotated as glucokinase (hexokinase 4). The transcript has 10 exons. The coding region runs from base 824 to 2188 and encodes 454 amino acids. Lineage: Eukaryota; Metazoa; Chordata; Actinopteri; Spariformes; Sparidae. Gene Ontology annotation, biological process: glycolytic process; regulation of insulin secretion; glucose 6-phosphate metabolic process. Gene Ontology annotation, molecular function: mannokinase activity; glucokinase activity; fructokinase activity. The record is from RefSeq and is a predicted model, not a curated record. Gene Ontology annotation, cellular component: cytosol; mitochondrion.